Messenger RNA from Pelodiscus sinensis (Chinese soft-shelled turtle), 1748 nucleotides. The record is from RefSeq and is a predicted model, not a curated record. Lineage: Eukaryota; Metazoa; Chordata; Testudines; Trionychidae.
CUGUCCACAGCAAUCACAAUUGAAAUGCAAGAAAGUGUCCAAUCCAUGUGAACGCUAUCUCUCGAAAAAACACAUUGCUUUUUCAUUGUGCUUUUGCUGUGUAGAUGCUCUCUUUCGAAAACGGUUCUCCGGAGGAUCUAUUCCUAAAAAGCUUCUCCUGAAAGAAGCUUGCAGUCUAGACGUAUUUUAUCUUUAACCUUAACAAAACAUCAGGCUCAGAAGAGAUGGAAUGAAAGGCCUGGAUUUUUCUCAUUCCAGGGUGGAGUUCAGAGUUCAAAAUACUUGUUUAUGUUUCCAAAUGAGGUCAGCUGCCCUUCUUUGUGUGAGGCAGCAAAGGUCUAAGCAUUGGCCCAGCAAGGAACCAGGCACAAUGAGCCAUCCUUGCGGUGACUAUAUGGUGCUGGCUCAUAGGGAGGCAGGCAGGGGUUAGCAGAAGAAAAAUUAAGGAGUGUUGGGAUGAAAGAACGGGCGGCAUCCUAGCUCUUGUCCCACAUCAGCUGGGAUAGGCCACUCUGGUGUAUUACACAAAUGGUAAAAUCCCUGUAGGGCUGGAACCUCGUCUUUUCCUCUAUUUUGUAGGCAGCUGCUGAGAACACUGAGGAUGCUCACUGAAGACCUAGAGGUGGAAAAUCAGCUAGCACGUGUGUUGGCCUAGGAAGCCUUCACCUCAUCCCUGAAAAGGGGUGUGGUGGGACACGGUUGCAGAUUUGCCACUGAUAGAGAACUCUGGGGUGGUCUGUUUUCCCGUGGUAGCUGUGUUUGACCAUGCUGCCGACUGCAGUGUUCUGCUACAGACCAAUGAUAUUCCACUGCUACCUAGCCUCAGGCCGGUGGAAGAGAUGUGGCUAGAACAGGGGUUCUCAAUGUUCAGUGCAUGGCAACCCCCUUCUGGAACAAAAAUAGCGACAUGACCUCAGGAGGAAGAAAUGAAACCUUAACCCUGCUGCCUCAGGCACUACAUGGAUGAGUGAGAUUGUGGACAUGAUUCUGAAUGACGGAGAUCCUGAGAAAUGCAAGCGGGAUGCAAUUUUCAACAAAGUGCCCAUGUUGGAAUUUGCUGUUCCUGGAAAGAUGCCACCAGGUACAGAGCAACUAGACAAGCAGCCAUCUCCUCGCUUAGUGAAAACCCACUUGCCAGUCCACCUCCUUCCAACGUCCUUCUGGGAAAAUGACUGCAAGAUGAUCUACGUUGCCCGAAAUGCCAAAGAUGUAGCUGUCUCCUACUACCAUUUUGGCCGAAUGAUCAAGCUGAAUCCAGACCCUGGCACAUGGGAGCAAUUUAUUGAGAACUACAUUGCAGGAAGAGUUGCGUAUGGGUCCUGGUACGAGCAUGUGAAAUGCUGGUGGGAGAAGAGAAAGGAUCAUCCCAUCUUGUACCUGUUCUAUGAGGACAUGAAAGAGGAUCCAAAGCGUGAAAUCCGCAAGGUGAUGAUGUUCCUGGGGAAGGAUUUGAAGGAGGAGGUUCUCGACAGGAUUGUCUCUCACACUUCAUUUGAAAUGAUGAAAGAGAAUCCCAUCACAAAUUAUAAGAUGAUUCCAAGUGAUGUAAUGGACCACAGCAUCUCCCCUUUUAUGCGCAAGGGGAUUGCUGGGGACUGGAAGAAUCACUUUACUGUGGCCCAGAAUGAGAGAUUCAAUGAAGAUUAUGAAAGGAAAAUGUCUGGAACUACACUGCAGUUCCGAACAGAAAUCUGAAGGAUCCUGGCAUGUCUCUACGUGCUGUAAUUUUAAUACAUUCAUUGCUGUGA